UGCUCAUGAAAUACAGGGGUGCAACGUGUAAAAAGAAAACAAGUUAAAAUGGGGUAUUAAAAAACCUAAGCCUUCCUAAAACCCUCGAAUCAAUCACAACAUCCAGGUCUAGUUCGAGCAAUACAACAACUGAUUUGUAAAUGGCAUCUAAUGCAUCAGAGAGUAUUGGGCAAAAGCCAAAGAUACAAAUAUAUUCUACACCAAAUAAUGAAGUCACCACUUUUUGGAAAGAAAAAUAUGAAAGGGAUGCUAAGAAAUAUUGGGAUGUCUUCUACAAACGUCAUCAAGAUCGGUUUUUCAAGGAUAGACAUUACUUGGAUAAAGAAUGGGGGCAAUAUUUCUCUGAAGCAGAGGAAAAGGUUAUUCUGGAGGUUGGAUGUGGUGCUGGAAACACUAUUUUUCCUUUAAAUGCUACCUACCCUGAUAUAUUCAUUCAUGCUUGUGACUUUUCACCUCGUGCAGUUGAGUUAGUUAAGGCACAUAAAGACUUUAAAAAAGAAAAGAUAAAUGCAUUUGCAUGUGAUUUGACUAGUGAAGACUUGGUCAAACAUAUACCUCCAUCUUCUGUUGAUAUUGUAACAAUGAUAUUUGUCUUAUCUGCAGUAUCACCUGAGAAGAUGCCUCUGGUUUUGAAAAACAUCAAAAAGAUUAUGAAGCCAAAUGCUUAUGUCUUAUUUCGCGAUUAUGCUACAGGAGAUCUUGCUCAGGAAAGGCUUAUUUCUAAGGAUCAGAAAAUCAGUGAGAAUUUUUUUGUCAGAGGUGAUGGAACUCGUGCAUUCUAUUUUUCUGAGGAAUUCUUGAAAAAUUUGUUUCAAGAAAACGGGUUCCACAUUGAAGAAUGUGGUUUGUGUUGCAAGCAAGUAGAAAAUCGUUCACGUGAAAUAGUAAUGAAUCGGCGUUGGGUCCAAGCCGCCUUUCGUUUAGAUGACAAAAUCCCUAAAAUUUCAAAGGAGGCAAAAGAGGGAUUUGAUAUCGAUAUUUCUGAAGGAUUUGCUUUUGAAAUGUUUGGGAUUUCUUCACCAAAGAAUGAGAUUACAGAGUACAAGUUACGAGAUUGGAACUUUAAAAUCAAACUACUUUCAAAAGAAUUCCAACACACGUGCAAAUCAACUGGCUUAAUGUUAUGGGAAUCCGCGCAACUCAUGGCUUCCAUUCUUGCCUCGAACCAAAAUAUUGUUUCCGGGAAAACAAUAUUAGAAGUCGGGUCUGGUUCUGGCGGGAUCUGUUCCAUGAUCGCUGCCAGAACCGCCCGCCUUGUUGUCCCCACAGACGGGGACAACAAAACCCUCGAGCUUCUACAAGAAAACAUCACUUCGAAUCUUGAACAAUCUUUAAUUUCAAAGGUAAAAAUCAAGAAACUAGAAUGGGGUAAUGAAGAGCAUAUAGAAUCCGUGAAAAAAGUGAGUGGCGAAAAGGGUUUUGAUGUUGUUAUUGGUACGGAUGUGACUUAUGUUGUGGAAGCAAUUAUGCCGUUGUUUAAAACUGCAAAAGAGUUGAUUUCAAUUGAUGGAGUGCUCAUUUUGUGUCAUGUUUUUCGGAGAGUUGAUGAAGGGUGUAUACUUUCGGCUGCUUCUUGUUUUGGUUUUCGGUUGGUUGAUAGAUGGCCAAAUGUUUCCCUGAGUCCGCGUAAGAACCAAUCACAUAAAUCCCUUCGAUUCGAUACUUUAAACAACUACAAAUAUCUCCCGUCGAGGGUUUGCGUUUCUCCAUCUUCAUCGGAUCGAUCUUCGCAGCAUCUGACGUAA
Molecule: messenger RNA, 1745 nt
Organism: Lactuca saligna
Lineage: Eukaryota; Viridiplantae; Streptophyta; Magnoliopsida; Asterales; Asteraceae
Source: the annotation of a GenBank genome assembly